UAGAUUUGACGAACCGGUUCUACCGAACUGGUGCGAACCGGUAGGAACCCACCUCUGAUUUGGGGCUAAUAUAUUCCUAACAUAUUUGAUAAAACAUGUUCCACUUGAACAGACAGCACAUAUGCCGUCAUCGUCAUCUAGUCAUAGUUGGUGGAACUGCCAAGACUAGAGGCAACUUUGACUCUCUAAUAAGAAGAGAGGGGUGUACUCAGAAUCUGACAAAGUUCCAAUAGAUUAAAAUAUGCCUGUAAGGAGAGGAGGAUCUUAAACUGGUUAAGCAGCAUCCGCAAAAUCACUUGACUCGUGACACGAUUGAGCGGAACAGGAGGAGGUAUUCACUGAGGGUGAAGUUUGGAAAGAGACGUGGAAGGACAACGGAGAAAACACGCAGAGAUGUCAGCCUUGCUUGGUCUGCUAGCUGCUUGCAUUGUUGUGCUUGUGAUUGCACAGUACCUGAAAAUACUAUGGAUGGCGCGAAAGCUUCCUCCUGGACCGAUGCCUUUCCCAGUUAUUGGAACGCUGUGGCAGAUGAGAUUUGACUUUUCUUACGAGACUCUUAUCACGCUAGCAAAGAGUCAUGGGAAUGUCUUCACCUUGUGGAUAGGGCAGUUACCAAUAAUUAUACUCAACGGAUUUGAGGCCGUGAAGGACGGUCUGACAGCCCAUCCAGAAGACUUGAAUGGACGGCCGACAAGUCCCUUUUUUGAAAAACUUGGCAAAAGGAAAGGGAUCAUUUUUGCCAGUGGAAACAUAUGGAAGCAACAUCGGCGAAUUGGGGCAAUGGGUCUCAAGUUUCUCAGCCAAGGAAAGUCAGGCCUGGAGCGUCAGAUCCAAGAAGAGGCUUUGCAUUUGAUUGAGGUCUUUGACAGCACUAAAGGGCAGCCCAUGGAACCUUCUUUCCACAUCAUUCUUGCUGUUUCCAAUGUGAUCUGUGUUCUCCUUUUUGGCUAUCGAUUCUCCAAAGAUGAUGAAACUUUCCGCCAGCUAAUCAAAAGUACUGAAUUUAUACUUCAAAUUGGAGGAAGCAUCUGGCAGACUGUCUAUGAAAUAUUCCCAUGGAUUAUGAAUCAUCUCCCAGGCCAUCAUCAGAGGGCCUUUGCUUGUUAUGAGUUUUCCAUUUCUUUUGCACUGAAGGAGAUCAGAAGUCAUGAGAAGAGUGGGAUGCUGGAUGUCCCACAGAAUUUCAUUGAUUUCUACUUGGCACAGAUGGCGAAAAAUAAAGAUGACCCCACAUCUACUCUGGAUGAAAACAAUCUGGCCUACACUAUCUUCGAUUUUUUCAUGGCAGGUUCAGAGACCACAAGUGCCACGUUGCAUUGGGGAUUACUCUACAUGGUGGCCUAUCCAGAUAUCCAAGCCAAAGUCCAAAAAGAACUUGAUGAUAUUCUGGGUUCUUCCUCCAAACUGAUCUCCUGCAGUGAUCAGAAGAAUUUGCCCUACACCAAUGCUGUUAUUCAUGAGAUCCAGCGCUAUGCCAACAUUAUUUUAAUUGGUGGCCCCAGACAAUCUGUGAAAGACACAGCAGUUCUUGGAUUUCCUAUUCAAAAGGGAAUUAUAGUUAUACCAAAUAUAUCCUCAGUCCUCUUGGAUCCUAAAGAGUGGGAGACCCCUGAAUAUUUCAAUCCUGAUCAUUUUUUGGAUCAACAAGGAAACUUUAUCAACAGAGCAGCCUUCAUACCAUUUUCCAUGGGUCAGCGAGCCUGUUUGGGAGAAAACCUGGCUAGAAUGGAACUUUUUCUCCUCUUCGCCAACCUGCUGAGGAGGUUCCACUUCCGGCUGCCCAAAGGAGUAACCAAAGUGAACACAAAAUACAUUAAAGGCAUGACGUUGCAACCAACUCCACAACUACUCUGUGCUCUCCCUCGCUAGCUCAACCCUGCCUUGUACUAUUUCCUACACAAUGCAUCUUAAUUUUUUUACCUUGUUCAUUUAUGCAGUUUUGUAAUUAUUUUCUAAUUUCUUAAUCUUGCUUCCCUUAAUGCCUUCUUAUUCUUUACAUCUUUCCUCUAGCCAUUUAUACCAUAUAUUCCUGUUCUGACCCCCCCUCGUCCCACACCAAAACGCUCCAA
Thamnophis elegans (Western terrestrial garter snake) is the source of this 2069-nucleotide messenger RNA. Its product is annotated as cytochrome P450 2J6-like. The record is from RefSeq and is a predicted model, not a curated record. The coding region runs from base 394 to 1869 and encodes 491 amino acids. Gene Ontology annotation, cellular component: intracellular membrane-bounded organelle; cytoplasm. The transcript is spliced from 9 exons. Gene Ontology annotation, molecular function: heme binding; iron ion binding; oxidoreductase activity, acting on paired donors, with incorporation or reduction of molecular oxygen, reduced flavin or flavoprotein as one donor, and incorporation of one atom of oxygen. NCBI's taxonomy places the organism in Eukaryota, Metazoa, Chordata, Lepidosauria, Squamata, Natricidae. Gene Ontology annotation, biological process: xenobiotic metabolic process; arachidonate metabolic process.